UUGGUGAGGAAUGCAAAGGAAGGUGUUUUGUUAGUUCCUUUUUGAAAUCUGCAUACAAGCCAGGCUUCUGCCUUUGAAAGUAUUUAUUCUGGCCUUCCAUGAUCAGUUUAGAGAGUCACUAGCCAAAUGAAGAUUCAAAGGGACGCUGAAUCAAGAGAGCAUAUAUGAGGUUUUGUAUUUAAAUGUUUUGGUGGUCAAUACGUUUUACUUAUGUGUACGUCUGAUUGUUAUUAAAAUCAUAAAUUCAGAAAUUUUCUUGGAAAAGGCUUAGGAAGCCUUCACGCAACUCAUUACUGAUGCUACUUUUAACAGAGUAUGUCUGAGAAGCCCAACAAAUAUGUUCCUCGUGUCUCUGGAGCUGUGGAUCAGAAAGGGCCAAGUAUAUUAAAUGGACAAGUAGAAGGAGCAGAUCAGAAUGCUGAGGAAGAUUCUAUAGCCAGGCUUUCCGACAAACCUGGUCUUGAUGAUUCAUGGCCUACAUCAGCUAGCCAAGACUUCGAUUUUGGUACCAAGGAAGGAACAGCAAAGUCAGCAAUGGAAGCAAAGCAAGAUGGUGUUGGUAUUAUUGAAAAUGUGCCACCGGAGCAAACAGUUAAUGACAGUUUGACUUCUGCUGGUGGAGUGCAUAAAAAUUACAGAAGCGUAUCCCAAGUACUGCCCCCUUUUGCUUCCGGAAAAUCUUGA
Lynx canadensis (Canada lynx) is the source of this 684-nucleotide messenger RNA. Its product is annotated as ankyrin repeat domain-containing protein 26-like. The record is from RefSeq and is a predicted model, not a curated record. The transcript is spliced from 5 exons. NCBI's taxonomy places the organism in Eukaryota, Metazoa, Chordata, Mammalia, Carnivora, Felidae. The coding region runs from base 316 to 684 and encodes 122 amino acids.